GGAGAGCUGUCACUCCCUCUAUGCUGAUCCCUUCAGGCACCAGUCAUUGCAGCUCAGCCAUGGCCAAGGCAGCUCCACGCACCGUGCUUAUCACCGGCUGUUCCUCAGGCAUUGGGUUGCACAUGGCUGUGCAACUGGCACAGGAUCCAAGGAAGCGAUUUCACGUUAUUGCCACUAUGCGUGACCUGCGCAAGAAGGACAAGCUAGAGGCAGCCGCUGGGGACACACUCAACAAGACUCUCAGCAUCCAGCACCUUGAUGUCUGCAGUGAUGAGUUGGUCACUGAGUGCAUUAACAGCCUUCCGGAGAAACGGCUGGAUGUGCUGGUGAACAAUGCAGGUGUGGGGCUUGUAGGCCCUGUAGAGUCCAUCUCUAUCGAUGACAUGAAGCGCAUCUUUGAGACCAAUUUUUUUGGUGCCAUCCGCAUGAUCAAAGCCGUUCUCCCCGAAAGGAAGCAAUACCACAAAGGGCACAUUGUAGUCAUCAGCAGCGUCAUGGGAUUACAUGGUAUGAACAGAAUGGGGGGGCAGUGCUGGAGGAAGCAGAGCACAGACAUCCAGACUGAUGCAUCCGUAAACCCUUGGCUUAGCUCUGUAACACCUGUAGCAAAUAGAGACCUUGUGGGCCCAGGAAUUUCCACAUCAGCAGCAGACCACUCAAAUCUAUCAGCAGGUGUCCCCUUCAAUGAUGUGUAUGCUGCCUCCAAGUUUGCUAUGGAAGGUUUCUGUGAAAGCCUAGCUGUGCAACUCCUCAAAUUCAACAUCUUCAUCUCUCUGGUGGAGCCGGGUCCAGUCAACACAGAAUUUGAGACAAAGCUGAUGGAGGAAGUGACACAGUCUGAGUUUCCAGGAGCUGAUGCUGCCACCGUGCACUACUUCAAGGAGAUCUAUCUAUCAGCCUCACAUGAGAUAUUCACUACCAUGGGCCAGACCCCUGAGUCUGUGGCUAAGAGUUCUCCAUAUGUUCUUAUGUAAUGGAAAGACACCUGCCAAAAAGUCUAUGGAAAAAGAGACAACCUGCUCUUCCGCUUCACAGGCCUUUUUCGCCUCAGCAUGAGUUUCCUCAAAUGCAUCACAUGCAGCUGCUUCCGGCGCAGAGUUACACCUGCUUGACCUAUUGGGGGGUGGGGGUGGCAGUGCAGCCUCAUCUCUUGCCACUGCCUGCUAAUGUUGCUUUGGAUGACAAGAUUCAACUAGACUAGAACAGGAGCUGUUUUGCCGCAGAUCAAUCCACCUCCAUGUUUUAAAGCUACAGGUUUCUGGUGACUUUGCAAAUGAGGGAUGCAUGCUGGGGAGAGAGCAAAAAGCAUGGGUUCUUUGGGCUGUAGACAGCAGGGCUAGGGAGGAAGGCAUGGUUCCUAUUAGGCAAAGUGGCAAAUCCCCAUCCCUGGGUGAGAUCACAGCCUUGCACUUCACAGUAAAGGCAAUCACUUUAGAAAGCAUGGGGAGGUCACAAUACAAAGCUAGUGAGAAAGAAAUGAAAACGUACAUCCCAGUGGUUUCUUUUUUUCAGGCUGUGAAAGAUUAGGGGGACAGAGACCAAGGUGGCACUGUUGGUCUUCAUCAGAAUAUAGGGCUCUUCACAAUGUUCCUAUAGAUAGAACAGUGAGUGGUGAUGAGAUUGAUCUUUCAUGGACUGUAAAAGCUCCUUCAUACAUUUCAGAGAGCAAAUAUAUUUGGCUAACAUAAGAAACAAAUAGCGCAUGCAGUUGAAUCACAGGUCCAUAUACUCUAGGUGGCCACCCAGGAGCUUGUGGAUUAACUGCAAGUGAGACACAUGAGUCCUUGGCCAUUAUGGAAGUUUCUCUCACUUCUCCAUAAAAUAUGAACUGGCCAUUAUAGUAACUGUCAUCUGAACUCCUCUGAAAGCCGGUCAGGAUGUUCUGGGGGACAAUGAUCAGCUCAGACUAAAGGAUAACCCCUAGCAAGUUGUCUCUCAGCUUUGGACAAGCUAUUAUACUAUUAAUAGCUAAUAUGAAAUUGACUAAAUACUGGUUUGUGCCUGAAUCACUCCUAUCAGCCCUGGCUGAGCUUCUGUGAUGUCCUAGAAUGUUCAUGAACAUUCUAGUUGCCAAAGAAGAAGGUCAGAUGAUCAGUGGAGCUGCUGCCAAAUGUUUUCUCCAGUGAAGUCUGAGAUGAAUCCAGAGGCAAAAAUUAGGAGGAAGUCUGAGGGAAACUGAGGGAAUAUCAAUACAUGUAAGUGAAUUUUCUCAGACUCUAAAUAAUGUUGACAGUGCAGUUGCUGUGAGGGAAAUGGAAACCCCAUUUGAUGGUAAAAAAUCCAUGCAGGGUCCUAAGAUCCUGCUUAUGCAGAAUUCUUGCUCCCAUGCAGCUGAAUAGUGGGAAGUUUAGGACAGACAAAAAGGACUUCUUCACACAGUGCAUCGUUAAAAUUAAAGAAUUCACUGCAACAAGAUAUACUGAUGACCACCAACUCAGAUGGUUUUUUAAAGGGUUUAGACAAAUUCAUGGAGGGUAAGGCUAUCAAUGGCCAAUAGCCAUGAUGCUGUGCAUUACUUCCAGCAUCAGAAGCAGUAUACCUCUGCAUACCAGUUGCUGGGGAGCACAAGUGAGGAGAGUGGCUGUUACACUCAGGUGCUGCUUGAGGACUUCCCACAGGCACCUGGUUGGCCUCUGUGAGAACUGGUUGCUGAACUAGAUGGGCCUUUGGUCUGAUCCAGCAGGGCUCUUCUCUUAUGUUUCACCAUCCUUUUCAAUGGUCUCAGGUCCCUGGCAUGUGCCCCACCUUAUCACCCUCCUUAGUUAAUAUUAUGACUUAGAAGUCAUCUGGCAUUUGUAU
Molecule: messenger RNA, 2799 nt
Organism: Rhineura floridana
Lineage: Eukaryota; Metazoa; Chordata; Lepidosauria; Squamata; Rhineuridae
Gene: RDH8
Product: retinol dehydrogenase 8
Exons: 6
Coding region: 21-974 (317 amino acids)
Biological process (GO): estrogen biosynthetic process
Cellular component (GO): cytoplasm
Molecular function (GO): estradiol 17-beta-dehydrogenase [NAD(P)+] activity
Source: RefSeq, a predicted model, not a curated record